Messenger RNA from Ochlerotatus camptorhynchus, 1032 nucleotides. RefSeq lists its product as uncharacterized. Gene Ontology annotation, biological process: DNA integration. Lineage: Eukaryota; Metazoa; Arthropoda; Insecta; Diptera; Culicidae. Bases 1 to 1032 code for a protein of 343 amino acids. The transcript has a single exon. The record is from RefSeq and is a predicted model, not a curated record. Gene Ontology annotation, molecular function: nucleic acid binding.
AUGGAGUACAACAAUGCCCUCAAAGCUCUCAUUCGAGUUGCACAAGGAACAACUUUCCAUCAGGAACUACAAUAUUUGCAGAACCACGACCAAAAGUCUUUGGCUCUGCAAAAAGCAGGCUUCAAGUCUCCGCUCAAAGACAUUGACGUGUUGAUCGACGACGCAGGGCUUCUCCGUUUGAACGGUCGCCUAGCUCAGUCACCUGGCACCUUCGACAAUCGCUUUCCGAUCCUGUUACCUGCCGAUCAUCAUCUCUCACGGUUAAUUGCCAGAUCAAUUCAUCAUCAAACUCUGCACGCCGGACCAACACAACUGCUCGCGACCAUCAAGCAGCGUUUCUGGCCGAUCCGUGGUAGAGACCUCGCUCGAAGGACAGUGCAUCGUUGUGUGACGUGUUUCCGUUGUCGUCCGAACGCAAGCAAUCAAUAUAUGGCGCCAUUGCCUGCUGCGCGCAUUACACCAUCUAAAGUUUUCGAACACACGGGGCUGGAUUACUGCGGGCCGUUUCUCGUUCGUCAAUUCGCGGGAAGGGGCGCUUCGGUAAAAGUCUGGGUCGCAGUGUACGUGUGCUUCGCCGUAAAGGCCGUUGUGCUGGACAUCGUCGCUGGGAUGCCAGCUGCUGCGUGCGUCAAUUCGUUGAGGCACUUUGUGAGUCGCGUCGGUCGCGUUCGCGUUAUACACUGCGACAACAGCACCUCGUUCGUCGGCGCGUUUCGCGAAAUAAAGGAGAUGCGACAACAACUCGUCCAGCAGCUGAAGUCCAACGAAUGGGCUACCGAAUGCCUGAAAAGAGGCAUCGAGUUCCAGUUCAUACCUCCGAGAGCACCACAUUGUGGUGGGCUUUGGGAAGCUGCGGUGAAGAGCUUCAAGCACCAUCUCGUCAGGAUCAUUGGCUCAUCACCUUACCACUUUGACGAUCUUCGCACGGCCGUUGCUCAGGCGGAAAGCAUCAUUUUUAAAUUGACCCUUCCCAAUUUGUUACCGAAAGACGUACGCGAAAAGAGUGAACGAACCACGGUUCAACAAAAUUAA